Molecule: messenger RNA, 639 nt
Organism: Fusarium graminearum PH-1
Lineage: Eukaryota; Fungi; Ascomycota; Sordariomycetes; Hypocreales; Nectriaceae
Exons: 5
Coding region: 1-639 (212 amino acids)
Cellular component (GO): membrane
Molecular function (GO): long-chain fatty acid-CoA ligase activity
Source: RefSeq, a predicted model, not a curated record
AUGCCCUCUUUGUUGAGAUUCUGGCGACAUACUAUUGGGAUCCCUCUCGAAGCAGCGUACGGAUGCACCGAGUUGGGAGGGCCUACCACGAGGACUGAUAGCUCUUGCGACCGGGAACUCAAGUUCAGUAUCGGAAAGCCAUCACCAGGUGUAGAAUUGAAGCUCUCGGAAGGGAGCGAAGGUGAGAUUCUCAUGAAGAGUUCGCUAUUGUUCUCUGGUUAUCUUGGUGAUGAGGCCAAGACUAAAGAAAGUAUGACGGCGGACGGAUUCUUCAAGACCAGUGACUACGCUCGGCGUGUUGGUGAUGAAUAUGUCAUGGAAGGCCGAGUGUCGACCGACUGCUUUGAUGGUAAUCUUGCGAUUAUACGCGAUGCUCUCUCAGAGGAUCUAGCCCUGUACAACCUUCCCACAGCACUUCGAGUGUUGGCCCCAGGUGAAGUCAUCCCAGCGACGGAUGCAGGGAAGGUUGUUCGACAAAAUGUUGUACAGCAGUAUUUUACACCAACAGGUGACUAUGAACUUGCACCAAGCGUGGAGGUAUGGGAUCUAAGUCAGAAACAACAGAAAGCUAAGGCAUGGGAUUGGAAUGGAGUGCAACUAAGUCCGCAGGGGUUACAAAUCUGUUAUAGAGGUGCCUAA